Nezara viridula (southern green stink bug) is the source of this 2945-nucleotide messenger RNA. The record is from the annotation of a GenBank genome assembly. NCBI's taxonomy places the organism in Eukaryota, Metazoa, Arthropoda, Insecta, Hemiptera, Pentatomidae.
UUCAAUUCCUAUGAUCGUGAUCUAGGAACCAUUAUGGUGAAUUUCUUGUAGUUAGGCAACUGGACGGAAGAUAGCAGGCCAUUAUCAGACCUCGUGAACCUCAAGAGGUUUCACAUCCUUCAGAUAUAUGUUAGGGAAGGGUGGGGUUCCUUCAUGCUAGUCGGUUCUUAGUUCCCGUUUCCUAGUCCUCGUCCGUUCGGGAAUUUCGUAACAUUAUUUUGUAAUUUCUUCAAUUUCUCUAAUAUCUUUAGUAUUCACUAAUUCAUUGUUAAAACUGCAAUGGGCUUAAACAAUUGUAAAGGUGAAUAUACUUUAUUGAUUAAACAUUUUUUAGGUAAUUUUUAAUUAGUUUUCUGAAAAUUACGAGAGUUGGAUUAUAUCUUUCAUAUGUUUGCUGUCCCAGUUUAAAAGUCUAUUAUUUUCAUGUUGUCAAGACUAAUUCAGACAUUCUCUGUUGUCAGGCUGUUAAAAAGCUUAUCUAUAUAUAGUAUAGAUAAAGCUAUGGCUAAUGAAUAUGUUGAGGACAUAGUCUGCCAGGAAUCUGAAGUACCGGAUAAUGGAAUGAAAGUUUGUGAUCUUGGUUCUGAUGGAGGAAAAGUAUUGUUGGUUAAGCAAAAGGGCGAAAUUUUUGCCGUUGGCACUAAAUGUUCACAUUAUGGUGCUCCGCUUGCUAAUGGUGCUCUUGGAAAUGGACGCGUACGAUGUCCUUGGCAUGGUGCAUGCUUUAAUAUCAAGACAGGAGAUAUUGAAGAUUUUCCAGGGCUUGAUAGUAUACCAUGUUAUUCGGUUGAAGUCAUAGAGGGUGGUGGUGUCAAGGUCAGAGCCCGUAAACAUGAUCUUGAAAAAAAUAAACGAAUGAAAAAUAUGGUUGCAAAGUCUCCCAGUAACAACAACACAUUUAUAAUUGUUGGGGGAGGAGCUGCUGGUCAAGUUUGUGCUGAAACGUUACGACAAGAAGGUUUUUCUGGAAAGUUGAUUAUGAUUUGUGCUGAAAAAUAUUCUCCAUAUGACAGAAUAAAACUUAGUAAACAGCUUGAUCUGGGUAUUGAUAAAAUACAGCUAAGGCCAAAUACAUUUUACAACGAACAUGAUAUAGAUAUUAUGCUGAAUACUAAAUUGGUUAAACUGGAUGCUGAGAAAAAAACACUUGAGCUAGAUAAUGGACAGUCUCUCAGUUAUAAUUUAGUCUUUCUUGCUACAGGUUCUAAGCCGAGAAAGGUGGAUUUACCUGGUGUCAACCUCAAUAAUGUCUUUACUUUAAGAAGUUUAAGUGAUGCCAGCAAUAUUAAUUCUUCAUUAUCGCCGGAAUCUAAUGUUGUUAUUUAUGGAUCAUCUUUCAUUGGUAUGGAAACAGCUGCAUAUUGUGUUAGUCAUUGUAAGAGUGUAACGGUUGUUGGAAGAAGUGAAACGCCCUUCCAAGAAUCUCUUGGUUCUCAGCUAGGCAAUAGAAUUGCUAAAUUAUUUACUGACAAGGGUGUACAUUUGAAAAUGUCGAAAUCCAUUACUGAAAUCAAAGGAGAAACCAAGGUGGAAAGUGUUGUGCUUUCUGAUGGUGAAACUAUACCUGCUGAUGUGGUAAUUCUUGGACUUGGUUCGACAUUUGCUACUGAAUACUUGGAAGGCUCGGGGGUUGACAGAAGUCCAUCAGGCUCAGUUCUCGUCAACCAGUUUUUAGAAACCAACUGUGCCGGAGUAUUUGCUGGAGGUGACAUAGCUGAAGCUCCUGUGUUAGCAUAUGACAAUAAUAAACGCGCUGCUAUUGGCCAUUGGGGUCUAGCACAUUAUCAUGGGCGCAUAGCUGCUCUCAACAUGGUAUCUAAGGCAACUCCUCUUAAAACUGUUCCAUUCUUUUGGACUAUGCUGUUUGGCACUUCUUUCAGAUAUGCAGGUUAUGGAAAGGCUUUCGAUGACAUUGUCGGAGGAGGAGACCUAGAAAACUUGAAGUAUGCUUGCUAUUAUUGUAAAGGAGAUAAAGUAAUUGCUGUUACUACAGUUGGAGUUGACCCUAUUGCUGCGGCUUUUGCAGAACGACUAAGUUCUGGACAAGAGGUUUUGAAAUCCACAGUAGUUUCUAACCCACUCUCAUGGCACAAAGAUUAGCACAAGCCCUUUGUUACAUUUAUGUAACAGAUACACACCAAUAGAGCCUGCUGGAUAUUGGUUGAUUCAAUACCUGAACAUAUGCUUAAUAUUAGUUUUGUUUAAAAAAUAAAGUUAACUAACCAAGCAGAUAUACCUAUGGUAAUAAAUGAAACAAUGGAAUAUUUAUCUACUUUAGUGUAUGUAUUAAGUGUAACUUGUUUUGUUUUUUUUUAAAUAAGAAAAUCAAUACUUUAUUUAUUGUCACAUCUAUAUUGAUCAAAAGUGAGGUGAUGAUUUAUUUAUUCUAUUGUGAAUAAUGUAAACAUCUACAUUAUUUUUUCCCCUUUCAUGUUAUUGUCUUCUUUUUUUAAAUGGUACAAUAAUAUAUUUUAAUUUACCUCCUUUAUAAUAUAUUAAUACUCUACCUCCUUUAUUAGCCAUUUAGAUAAUUAUAUCUAUUAUCAUAGGCACAAACAGUAUUAUUUGUUUUUAGCACUCUUAUCAGAUAUUAUUAGGUGUUCAUUCCCACACACAUGUUCUCUUUUCCCUUAGAGUAUUGAAUGUUUUAUUUUUUUAAUCAAAUAUAUUUUUAUAGUAGACAUUAGUCUAUUUCCUUGUCAAAAGUCAUGAAUUAAAAAAGUUUAUAUUGUAACUGAUAAUUAAGCAAAAAAUUGUAAUUAUUUUAUCAAUUUCAGUUUAUUGAAUAAAGCAAAUGUACAACCAAUCUACUCUUUAUAAUUUACUUUGAUUUAAUUUUUAUUGUUAAGAAACUUUUUAUUUUAAAUAGCUAAACUACCAUCGAAUAUUUAUGAGCUUUCAUUUUUAUAAUUUUAAGUAAUGUAAAAGUAAUUUCGAAAUCAAAA